ACUUACAGAAAAGAAGAUAUCUAAGUAUACGCUGAUCGAUGAAUCUGCUGCUCAAAAUGGCGGAGCUGAUCAACAAUGAAACCCUAUCGAUAGUACUUGCUGCUAUUUUCUUCAUUCUCCUAUACGUAUGGUUUUCCACUUCCACUCCUACUACAAAGAACUCACCACCUUCUCCACCAAAGCUCCCCAUCAUCGGAAACCUUCACCAACUAGGCUCACCACGGUCACCGCUACAUCUCUCACUUAAAGCCUUGUCUCAACACCAUGGCCCUCUCAUGCUCCUCCAUUUUGGCAGCGUCCCCGUUCUCGUCGUCUCCUCCGCCGAGGCUGCUCAAGCAAUCAUGAAAACACAUGACCUCGCAUCCUGCAGCAGGCCCAAGUCCACCGUCUUCGAAAAGCUUCUGUACAACUCGAAAGAUGUGGCCGCCGCGCCUUACGGUGAGUACUGGAAGCAGGUGAAGAGCAUAUGCGUGUUGCAUCUUUUGAGCACCAAAAGGGUUCGUACUUAUCGCGGAGUUAGGGAAGAGGAGACCAAAGCCAUGAUCAAGAAGAUAAGGGACUCAAAAGGAGUUGUGAAUUUAAGGGAGAUGCUUAUGACACUUACAAACAAUGUCGUCUCGAGAGUGGCUUUAGGGAAGAGUUACUACAGUGAUAGCGUUUUUAAGGAGCUUUCGACGGAGCAUACGGAGUUGCUUGGGAGUCUGUAUAUUGGGGACUAUGUUCCAUGGCUUGGUUGGUUGAGCCGUGUCACUGGUUUGGACGCCAAACUAGACAGAAUGGCUAAACGGUUUGAUGAUUUCUUGGAUAUAGUGAUUCAAGAGCAUAUGGCGGAUAGCACUCAUGAUCAGAAUAAGAAGGAAAAAAGGAUUUUGUGGACGUUUUACUUGAGAUUCAGCGGGAAAAUUUGCUUGGUUUUCCUAUUGACGACAGAACUGGCCUAA
Fragaria vesca subsp. vesca is the source of this 941-nucleotide messenger RNA. RefSeq names its product cytochrome P450 71A24-like. The record is from RefSeq and is a predicted model, not a curated record. Lineage: Eukaryota; Viridiplantae; Streptophyta; Magnoliopsida; Rosales; Rosaceae. Bases 39 to 941 code for a protein of 300 amino acids. The transcript has a single exon.